Messenger RNA from Salvia miltiorrhiza (redroot sage), 1411 nucleotides. RefSeq names its product cytochrome c1-2, heme protein, mitochondrial-like. Lineage: Eukaryota; Viridiplantae; Streptophyta; Magnoliopsida; Lamiales; Lamiaceae. The record is from RefSeq and is a predicted model, not a curated record. Gene Ontology annotation, molecular function: electron transfer activity; heme binding. Gene Ontology annotation, biological process: mitochondrial electron transport, ubiquinol to cytochrome c. Bases 153 to 1193 code for a protein of 346 amino acids. The transcript is spliced from 7 exons.
UUUACGUCAUUGAUUUUGAACCUUUUAUUUGCUCGGCUCUCUUCUACACACGCACGCCCUCUCACUCUCUCUCUAGACACUCACAAACCCAAACACCAAAUUAACAGUAAUUUCUGUCCUGUGCUAACAGACUAGUUGCAGUCCAUCCUAGAAUGAGAAUGGAAAAAGUGAACAGAUUUAUCGCGCGAUUAGCUGGUCCAAGGGUUGUUAAUGAGCGUUCUCUUGCAGUUUCUGAUAUGAAGGUUGUUCCUUCUCUUCUUUUGAAGCAUGGUCAAGGUGGAAAUGAUUCUGCUGGCCCAAAGUUCUUCAAUAUGUUUGCGCUUUUAGGUGCAGGAACUACUGGAUUUUUUAGUUUUGCAACAGUUUCAUAUGCUUCUGAUGAGGCUGAGCAUGGGCUGGAGUCUCCUAGCUAUCCAUGGCCUCAUAAAGGCAUCUUGAGUUCAUACGACCAUGCUUCGAUUCGUCGGGGUCACCAGGUCUAUCAGCAAGUUUGUGCAUCCUGCCACUCUAUGUCACUUAUUUCUUAUCGUGAUCUUGUUGGUGUGGCUUACACUGAGGAAGAAACUAAAGCGAUGGCAGCAGAAAUUGAAGUUGCUGAUGGCCCAAAUGAUGAGGGUGAAAUGUUCACUCGCCCAGGAAAGCUGAGUGAUCGUUUCCCUCAGCCUUAUCCUAAUGAGCAAGCAGCACGGUUUGCAAAUGGAGGAGCCUAUCCCCCUGAUUUAAGUCUCAUCACCAAGGCCCGCCAUAAUGGCCAGAACUAUGUUUUUGCUCUUCUAACUGGGUAUCAUGAUCCUCCUGCUGGUGUCAUGAUUCGAGAAGGGUUACAUUACAAUCCCUACUUCCCUGGUGGAGCUAUUGCCAUGCCUAAAAUGCUUAAUGAUGGCGCUGUUGAGUAUGAAGACGGUACCCCUGCAACCGAAGCACAGAUGGGAAAAGAUGUUGUAACAUUCUUGUCCUGGGCUGCUGAACCAGAAAUGGAGGAACGAAAGCUGGUAUGCCGCCAACAUCUCUGUCUUUUCAAUUUUAUUUUCAUUGCUUUUACCAACUUUUUAGGGCUUCUGUUAUUUGUUUUUGUGUCAUUUGGUUUAACCUCUGCUAACUUGCUUUUCCAUUGCAAACCUGGCAGAUGGGUUUCAAAUGGAUAUUUGUAUUGUCACUUGCACUUAUCCAAGCAGGGUAUUACAGACGCUUGAAAUGGUCGGUUUGGAAGUCGCGCAAGUUGGUACUUGAUAUUAUCAAUUGAUACAUAUGCAUUCUGUAUUAGGUAAAUUGGCUAUCAUAAAUACAUAUAUAUGUAUGUGCCACAGUGCAAACCUUAAUCGAGUGCAUGUUAUAACUCAUCCCUUUUGUGUAAAAGGGGAACACUGUUACAUCUAUAGUCCAACCAAGAUUUGUAUGCUUUCAAGUCCAA